AUGAAUUUGAGUGGACCGAUUGAAGAGUUCCAUAUUGUUUUCAUCAGAAAUUUCACAUCGGUACUUCUGGGCAUUAUUAUCAACUACAUUAACGGGACUCUGGUGUUUACUUUCUUUAAGAACUCCAUUUUCUACACAGACCCCAGAUACAUCCUGUACAUUCACCUUGUCAUCAACGACAUAAUCAUGUUAACAAUAGCAGUGGGAUUACAGGUGGUAACCUAUGCCAUGCCGUAUUUCAGGGUGUCAGUCUGUUGUGUAAUUCUUCUGCUUGCUUCAACAACAACUAAGAACACUCCACUAAACCUGGCUGGUAUGGCUAUAGAGCGCUACAUUGCCAUUUGCAAACCAUUACACCACCCUCAGAUCUGCACUGUGCACAGGACUUACAUCCUCAUAUUCCUGAUUUGGAUUGUGUCAGUCAUCCCCGAAAUAGGUGAUAUUUUCAUUGCAGUGGCCACACAACCCGUAGCAUUUUUUUCCACAUCAACUUUCUGCUACAACUUGGGUAUUUAUUUCACACCUCAGCACAAGGACAAAUCUACUGUUGUUCAGGCGGUCUUACUUUCUUUUGUGUGGGUGACAUUGAUUUUCACCUAUUUUAAUGUUCUUUUUGCGGCAAAAGCUGCCACGAAUUCUGCCAGAAAGGCACGCAGCACUAUACUACUACAUGGAGUGCAGCUUCUGCUCUGUAUGCUUUCUUAUAUCUCACCUGUGAUCAAUUUCAUUUUUAUACCUCUCUUUCCAAACAGACGCAGAGAAAUUUUAUUUGUCACUUUUUUGCUGGUGAAUGUAUUUCCAAGGCUAUUAAGCCCGUUAAUAUAUGGAGUCAGGGAUCAGAAGUUUGUUAAGCACAUAAAAAUAUAUCUGUUGUGCAAACUGCAUGUUGUGCAGGUAAAGCCGGAUUCAAAAUGA
Molecule: messenger RNA, 915 nt
Organism: Chanos chanos (milkfish)
Lineage: Eukaryota; Metazoa; Chordata; Actinopteri; Gonorynchiformes; Chanidae
Product: odorant receptor 131-2-like
Exons: 1
Coding region: 1-915 (304 amino acids)
Biological process (GO): G protein-coupled receptor signaling pathway; detection of chemical stimulus involved in sensory perception of smell
Cellular component (GO): membrane
Molecular function (GO): odorant binding; G protein-coupled receptor activity; olfactory receptor activity
Source: RefSeq, a predicted model, not a curated record